GUGGAAGGAGGCCCUGGACAGGCAGGCAGGCAGGCCCUGGACUCUCCACCAACUGACGGAGAAGUAGGGCUGGAAGGAAAAGCAGGCUGCUGUGGGCGGUUUGAGGCCAGCCCCACCCCACCUGUCCCUUUUAUGGGGAUCAUUAGUACAGGGGCUUGUUCCUGUGGUAUCAUUGGCCUGGUAGAAUCAUCGAGGAGGAAGUGGCAGAGUUCAGAGCAUUCUUCACCAGGUUUGGGCCACUGCAAAGCUGCAUUUUGGGCUCAGCCCCACCCCGUGGCCCUCUGUCUGUGACUCCCCCAUCUCUCUGGGGAGAUGCUGUCCCGUGGGUGGUUUCACCGAGACCUCAGUGGGCUGGAUGCAGAGACCCUGCUCAAGGGCCGCGGCGUCCACGGGAGUUUCCUGGCUCGGCCCAGUCGCAAGAACCAGGGCGACUUCUCCCUCUCUGUCAGGGUAGGGGAUCAGGUGACCCAUAUUCGGAUCCAGAACUCAGGGGAUUUCUAUGACCUGUAUGGAGGGGAGAAGUUUGCGACACUGACGGAGCUAGUGGAGUACUACACGCAGCAGCACGGCGUCCUGCAGGACCGAGAUGGCACCAUCAUCCACCUCAAGUACCCGCUUAACUGCUCUGACCCGACCAGUGAGAGGUGGUACCAUGGCCACAUGUCUGGGGGGCAUGCAGAGACACUGCUGCAGGCCAAGGGUGAGCCCUGGACAUUUCUUGUGCGUGAGAGUCUCAGCCAGCCUGGAGAUUUUGUGCUGUCUGUGCUCAGUGACCAGCCCAAAGCUGGCCCAGGCUCCCCACUCAGAGUCACCCAUAUCAAGGUCAUGUGCGAGGGUGGACGCUACACGGUGGGUGGUUCAGAGACCUUUGACAGCCUCACAGACUUGGUGGAGCAUUUCAAGAGGACGGGGAUUGAGGAGGCCUCAGGCGCCUUUGUCUACCUGCGGCAGCCAUACUAUGCCACGCGGGUGAAUGCGGCUGACAUUGAGAACCGGGUCUUGGAACUGAACAAGAAGCAGGAGUCGGAGGACACAGCCAAAGCUGGCUUCUGGGAAGAGUUCGAUAGUCUGCAGAAGCAGGAGGUGAAGAACCUGCAUGAGCGGCUGGAAGGGCAGCGACCAGAAAACAAGAGCAAGAACCGUUACAAGAACAUUCUCCCAUUUGACCACAGCCGAGUGAUCCUGCAGGGACGUGACAGUAACAUCCCUGGGUCCGACUACAUCAAUGCCAACUACAUCAAGAACCAGCUGCUAGGCCCCGACGAGAACUCUAAGACCUACAUUGCCAGCCAGGGCUGCCUGGAGGCCACGGUCAAUGACUUCUGGCAGAUGACAUGGCAGGAGAACACCCGCGUCAUCGUCAUGACCACCCGGGAGGUGGAGAAAGGCCGGAACAAAUGCGUCCCGUAUUGGCCAGAGAAGGACACUCAGCGCGUGUAUGGACGCUACACUGUAACCAACCGUGGGGAACAUGACACAGCAGAGUACAAACUCCGAACCUUACAGGUUUCCCCGCUGGACAAUGAGAACCUGGUGCGGGAUAUCUGGCACUACCAGUAUCUGAGCUGGCCUGACCAUGGGGUCCCUAGUGAGCCUGGGGGCGUCCUCAGCUUCCUAGACCAGAUCAAUCAGCGACAAGAAAGUCUACCUCAUGCAGGGCCUAUCAUCGUGCAUUGCAGCGCGGGCAUUGGCCGCACAGGCACCAUCAUUGUCAUCGACAUGCUCAUGGAGAGCAUCACCACCAAGGGGCUGGACUGUGACAUUGACAUCCAGAAGACGAUCCAGAUGGUGCGGGCACAGCGCUCGGGCAUGGUGCAGACGGAGGCACAGUACAAGUUCAUCUACGUGGCCAUUGCCCAGUUCAUUGAAACCACCAAGAAGAAGCUGGAGGUCAUACAGUCCCAGAAGGGCCAGGAGUCAGAGUAUGGGAACAUCUCCUACCCCCCAGCCAUGAAGAACGCCCAUGCCCAGGCCUUUCGCACCUCCUCCAAACACAGGGAGGAUGUGUAUGAGAACCUGCACAGUAAGAACAAGAAGGAGGAGAAGGUGAAGAAGCAGCGGUCAGCGGACAAGGACAAGAGCAAGGGCUCCCUCAAGAGGAAAUGAGUUGGGCACCAUCCUGAGGUGGCCAUGGUAUGGCCCCUCUGCCCUGCUCUGCUCCAGUGUCCUCUGGCUCUGGUGCUUACCCUGGAUGGAUGGCAGCCUCACUCUGCCCUUCCCAGCUGUCCCUAGACCUGCUCUUGUCCCCUCUCCCCAGGUUCCAGCCACCCCCUUUCUCCCUUACUCCCUUUUCUCUGCAGCCUUAGCCCCAAUCCCUGUAGAGAAGCCUCCAGAGAACAUCCACAGCCUGAACCUAGGAGCUGCCUGCUCAACUCCAUUGUAAUUUAAAUGAUUGUCUCCCUCUCCCAGACCCUGUAUAUAGCCCAGCAAAGCUCCAGGCCCGGCCAGACCCUUUGACAUUUGUAAAUAAAGCCCCUAGGAUCACUG
Molossus molossus (Pallas's mastiff bat) is the source of this 2487-nucleotide messenger RNA. It is a transcript of the gene PTPN6, whose product is annotated as protein tyrosine phosphatase non-receptor type 6. The record is from RefSeq and is a predicted model, not a curated record. Gene Ontology annotation, molecular function: protein tyrosine phosphatase activity. The transcript is spliced from 15 exons. NCBI's taxonomy places the organism in Eukaryota, Metazoa, Chordata, Mammalia, Chiroptera, Molossidae. Gene Ontology annotation, biological process: protein dephosphorylation. Bases 313 to 2106 code for a protein of 597 amino acids.